AUGAGCUCGACCCCACGUGCGAAGCCGGCUGGCAACCAAAGUUCAGGAUGCCAAACUUGCAAGCAUAGACACCUCAAAUGCGACGAAGGCCAGCCUCGCUGCCAAAAGUGCGUGAAGUCGAACCGAAUAUGCUCAUACUCAUCCGAGGGCUCUAGUGCCUCAUCCACGAAAUUUGUCGUCUAUUCCGUCCCAAGAGCUAUGACAAGCACGCCUGAUCUGGUCUACUCGGAGAAACAGUCUUUGCACUACUUUCGCUCCCGGGCUGCCUUGCAGAUCACGGCGCCCUACCAGUCAGAGCUGUGGACCGAGUGCAUUUUUCAGGUGGCCGACAAGCACAGCUUCGUCAUGUCGGCUCUGGUUGCCCUGAGCAGCAUGCACGAGUCAUAUACCUAUCAGUCUGGAGCUCGCGAUCGUCUCCAGGCCGAUGCUAGCCGGCAUUAUGGCAAAGCUGUCCAGCAUAUAAGCAGAACCGCUCAAGCAGACUUGUCUAUCGAGGCUGUUCUUGUCUCCUGUCUUCUCUUCUACAGCAUUGAAAGCCUCCGUGGCUAUUUCUGUCACGCGUUACAACAUGCUUACGCAGGCAUUAAGAUCAUUGGCGACAACAGACCACCAUCAUCACCACGUUCGCCGAGAUCAUCUGCUUUGGACGAUGCCCUCUCUCAAGCCUUUCUCGCGCUACAGAACCAAGUCAAGGAGUUCGACUAUUUAGCAUUGAGAGCGUACGAUACUAACAAAGGCUUCGAUCCUCCCAUGAACAAUCAUUUUGCCACGGUCGAGGAGGGCAUGCACCAUCUCGAGAUUGUUUACAACGAAAUCUUCUGCUUCACCCACUACUGCCAAUACCUCCAGGAGUCCAGCCAAUCCUUGAGCGAGCUCUACCCAACCCAGAUCGCGCCUCGAUAUGAAAAGGUCAUGGCCAGAUACAAUCACUGGUCACAUGGCGUAAGCCAGAUGGGCAUGUUGGUCGACGAGAGCCAGCAUACCAAAUCAUAUCAGGGCUACUUGAUUUUGCGGAUCUACGAACUUGUUUUCAAAGCCAUGCUUCGCAGCCUGCACACUGCCGAGUGUUUCAACACCUACGACCCGGACAUCGCCAGCGCCUUGGAGCUAACAGAGUUGUUCUUGAACAGCCAGGAUCCUACAGACGGUAGCCAAUGCACCUUCUCUGUCUCGAUCGGAGUAAUCCCCAUGCUGUUCGCUCUCACCUGGCGCUGCAACAAUGCCUUGAUCCGAGAUAAAGCCCUGGAUCUCCUGCGACGGAACAGGAGGCGCGAGGGUCUGUGGGAUAGCCACGUCGUCGUACAGCUCGCCGAACGGGUGAUUGGGCUGAAGAACUUGCUGGCGGCUGGCGGCUCUGACAAGUCCAGCGCGAUGCUACAGAUCGCCCACAUCGAGUUCAUCUCGGAGACGAUCUGCAAUAUGACCUGCAUCUACCUCGGCCCAGAGGUAGAUGUCAAGCAAAACCUGAUGCCACUCGAAGGAGUCAUUGGGGAACGCAGGCACGUUGAGACCAUUCAGAUGGCAGUGGCUUAG
Molecule: messenger RNA, 1533 nt
Organism: Cyphellophora europaea CBS 101466
Lineage: Eukaryota; Fungi; Ascomycota; Eurotiomycetes; Chaetothyriales; Cyphellophoraceae
Exons: 1
Coding region: 1-1533 (510 amino acids)
Biological process (GO): regulation of DNA-templated transcription
Molecular function (GO): DNA-binding transcription factor activity, RNA polymerase II-specific; zinc ion binding
Source: RefSeq, a predicted model, not a curated record